AUGGUAAACACCAGCAAUGAACACCCAAGCAAAGGCAGCAACGAAGUUGAUGCGACGAAUGACGAAUUUGAUGAUGAGCCCAGAGAAAGUGCGGACGAAAGAGCAGAUGAGAGAAGAUCAUUGAGAUCACCAGAGCGCAGAGUGCGACGUCCUUUCCAAGAUGACGAAAAGGAUACUGGGAAGGGUCUUGAAAGAACCCUUACUCUGACUAAUUGUGUCACUAUGGUUGUUGGCAGCAUCAUUGGAGCUGGCAUAUUCGUCAGCCCUACAGGAAUUCAGGAAGCUGCUGGCUCUGUUGGAUCCUCACUUAUCAUGUGGGUUGUUUGCGGUAUAUGGGUUGGUAUCGGCGCGUAUAUGUAUGCUGAACUGGGUACGCUUAUCACCAAAUCCGGAGGCGAUUACGCUUACAUCUUGGAAGCGUUUGGACCGUUUUUGGCUUUCAUCCGUUUAUGGAUUGAGAGCAUAGUUGUAAGACCUUGUGCGGUUACUAUUGUUGCAAUAUCGUUUGCCUUAUAUAUCAUGCGUCCAUUUUACUCCACAUGCGAGCCACCACCUUACAGCACGGAGCUUAUAGCAGGACUGAUGAUAGUUAUUUUGGGUGCUGUUAAUUGUUGGUCAGUAAGACUAGCGACAACAGUUCAAGACUGGCUCACUUAUGCAAAAGUCAUUGCACUCGUUUUAGUUAUCUUCACCAGCGCAGUACUGAUGAUAUUUGGUGGUCCACAGUACAGAGAAUCAUUUGAGAACAUCUUUGAAAGCAAUUUCCGAAGUUUUCACCAAGCAUCAGUGGGUUUCUAUUCAGGUCUAUUCGCUUAUCAGGGUUGGACCUACUUGAACUUUAUUACCGAAGAGCUCAUCAACCCAAAAAGAAACCUACCACUUGCUGUUAUGUACUCAUGUAUAAUCUGUACUGCUGUUUAUACCCUCUUCAAUGUCGCUUUGUAUGUCGUAAUCUCACCUGAAGAGAUGCUUAUCAGCCCUGCAGUUGCUGUGCUCUAUGCUGACAAGGUGUACGGCUAUUUUUCGUUCAUAAUGCCGUUAUGUGUAGCUGCCUCAACCGUCGGUGCUGCAAAUGGUAUUAUUAUGACUAGUUCAAGAUUGUUUUACGUUGGAGCUCGCGAAGGUCAGAUGCCGGUAGUGCUGACCAUGAUAAACAAAAGGCUACGCACGCCAAUACCAGCCGUUAUCUUUACGUGUCUCGUGUCUAUCGGAUAUCUGUUCAUAUCCAGUAAUCUUUACGUUCUUAUAAACGCAAGCCAAGUGACGGCUUGGCUUGCAAUUACCGUUGUAGUUAUAGCAUUAUUAAGGCUCCGUUGUAAGUAUCCGUACGCAGAACGGACAGUGAAGGUCCCUCUAUGGUUAGCGAUUAUAUUCGUUAUUGGCUCAUCUGUAAUAGUCGUUCUACCGGUAUUUGGAUCUCCAGUGGAUACAGCUAUUGGCUUAGCUAUACUUUUCUCAGCUGUGCCCAUCUACUUUGUUUUUAUCGGCACUAAUGUAGUUCCCAACCUUAUAAGAGGAGCCACCGAAGGAUUCACCAUAUUUUUGCAAAAGCUGUUUAUGGUGUUUGACGACAAUGAGUAUAACAAGGAUUAAUAUUGCUCAUUAGCCUGAAAUGUUUUUCUGAUAUCAGAACAAAUACUCACAUUAUUGAGUUGUUUUUAAGCAAAUUCUUUGGUUGUUCGGUGUUUUAUGAAUAGAAGGG
Molecule: messenger RNA, 1702 nt
Organism: Cylicocyclus nassatus
Lineage: Eukaryota; Metazoa; Nematoda; Chromadorea; Rhabditida; Strongylidae
Source: the annotation of a GenBank genome assembly